CUCGUGUGCGUCUCUCUGCUCGCUUUGCCUUUCAUUCGUAUCAGCGACUUCGUGUGCAUUGGACGUUUAACGCGAUUUAAAAGACGAGCGAGGAAUUUUCAAUUGCAAAAAACAGAAUCCACUUUGCACCGGUAUUUACGCGCGCGCGUCUUUUUGCAAACUAUUUAAAACGCAAAAAUAUAAACUGCUGUCCAAUUCCACUUAAUUUGCCAGUGCAUAAUUAAGGCUUGUCUGCACUUGUUCUCGAGAGACCUGCGUGUGCCUGUUCUGUGCCUGUGUGUAUUUGUGUGUGUGUAUCCUUACAUCCUCGCCUCUGUCCCCGCCAUCGACGACGCCUUUGCACAGGGUGUGGUGUAUCAUACGAAAUUCCAGCGCACUGUAAUACAGUUUAAAAACAACAAAAAAUGUCUAUCUCCUCGAAUGCGUCCUCUGCAUCGCGGAACGGCAGCGUCGAUGAUAGCACGACAACAACAACCACGGAUAGUUCAGAGCUGACGCACAUUUUGAAUAGACGACAGGAGAUCAUAGACUCCCAAGAGGCUGGCAUCGAGGUGCCGCGCACCUUUAAGGUGGUCAAUGUCUACACCGAAUUCCACGAGUUUUCGCGCAAGCAAAUCAAGGACUAUCAAAAGACCUUCAAUACUUAUGAUACGGCUAGGGAUGGUUUCUUGGAUCUCAAUGAGCUCAAAUAUAUGAUGGAGAAGCUGGGCGCACCGCAAACCCAUUUGGGAUUGAAGAAGAUGAUAGCCGAGGUGGAUGAGGAUCACGAUGGAAAGAUCUCGUUCCGUGAGUUCUUGCUGAUCUAUCGCAAGGCGCAGGCCGGUGAGCUGGACAGUGAAUCGGGUCUGAAUCAGUUGGCGCGCCUCACCGAGAUCGAUGUGGAGCAGGUGGGUGUAAGCGGCGCCAAGAACUUCUUUGAAGCGAAGAUCGAACAGCAGCUGCGCACAAAUAAAUUCCAUGACGAGAUCAGGCAGGAGCAGGAGGACAGACGUCGCGAGGAGGAGGAGCGUGCACAGCGACGUCAGCAGUUCCAGCAGCGUGCUGCAAUCUUUCAAUAAAGCAGUAAUCGAAACGAUUUCUUUAUAUAUAUAUACAUAAACUUUAUAAUUUGUAGUCUAGCACGUAAUCCCUGUGGCGUAGGUUAAACAAAUGCGUGACAUUUCGGAGAAUUUUUUUGAUAUCACAUCACAUCAUAGCAUUAACUAAUCUUUCA
Messenger RNA from Drosophila hydei, 1213 nucleotides. It is a transcript of the gene Swip-1, whose product is annotated as EF-hand domain-containing protein D2 homolog. The record is from RefSeq and is a predicted model, not a curated record. Gene Ontology annotation, molecular function: calcium ion binding. Bases 405 to 1058 code for a protein of 217 amino acids. Lineage: Eukaryota; Metazoa; Arthropoda; Insecta; Diptera; Drosophilidae. The transcript has 2 exons.